Salmo salar (Atlantic salmon) is the source of this 2302-nucleotide messenger RNA. RefSeq lists its product as uncharacterized. Lineage: Eukaryota; Metazoa; Chordata; Actinopteri; Salmoniformes; Salmonidae. The record is from RefSeq and is a predicted model, not a curated record.
GCACGUCCCGCGCUUUUACGCACGGUCUCUUUGCAGUAAUGCAUAAACGUUGUUUUGGUGUUAUGACACUUGCUUACUCGAUAUUUUACAACUAAUAAAAAAUAAGAAAUUAAAGAUGUUUACAUUUGGUUUAUGGCUAGAGCUUGUGAUAAAGCGAAUUAGAAUUCCAUUCCGAUUCUAAACAAUGUGUAAUGACGUAUUCCAUCUCUAUGCGACCGAGAGGGUCACAAUACCGACGCUUCACAUGGAACUCCAGAACCCAAGAGAUAUGUUCAGAACUCUCAAAAAAUCUUCAGUUCUUGAUCGACAAACAACGAGAGAGACAGCAUUAUUAUGGCGAGCUUUUCAUUCAUCUUCCCUGAAGACAGACAUUGUUCCGUUAAGGACAACGAAGUCAAUUCAGGGUGGAUGUCAAUGGUGACCCAGCUCAACGCCCUUGGCGGUCCAGAGUCAGAGAGUCAGAAGUUCCGUCAGAGCUUUGCAGAGGAACUUGGUGACAAGUACCACUACUCGAAUGCCAUCGACAGCUCUCUGCUCUGGACUGUUGGGUACACCCCCUACAUUCCCGCAGCUCUGAAAGGAAGAAGCUUCCCCUCUGUCGAGAGCUUCUUCCUGGAUGAGUGGGAGCCACUGACACUCCUGCAGACUCCUCAGGUUCUGUCCACCAGUGUUUCCAUCGAGGAAGACAACCUGAUCCAGUCUGCUGCAGGCCUAGUGUCUCAGGUUCUGUCCACCAGUGUUGCUAUCGUGGAGAAUGACCUGAUCCAGUCUGCUGCAGGCCUAGUGUCUCAGGUUCUCUCCACCAGUGUUGCUAUCGUGGAGAAUGACCUGAUCCAGUCUGCUGCAGGCCUAGUGUCUCAGGUUCUGUCCACCAGUGUUGCUAUCGUGGAGAGUGACCUGAUCCAGUCUGCUGCAGGCCUAGUUUCUCAGGUUCUGUCCACCAGUGUUGCCAUCGUGGAGAAUGACCUGAUCCAGUCUGCUGCAGGCCUAGUGUCUCAGGUUCUGUCCACCAGUGUUACCAUCGUGGAGAAUGACCGGAUCCAGUCUGCUGCAGGCCUAGUGUCUCAGGUUCUGUCCACCAGUGUUUCCAUUGUGGAGAAUGACCGGAUCCAGUCUGCUGCAGGCCUAGUGUCUCAGGUUCUGUCCACCAGUGUUUCCAUCGUGGAGAAUGACCUGAUCCAGUCUGCUGCAGGCGUAGUGUCUCAGGUUCUGUCCACCAGUGUUGCCAUCGUGGAGAGUGACCUGAUCCAGUCUGCUGCAGGCCUAGUGUCUCAGGAGCUGUCCAGCAGUGAUGCUAGAGUGAAGGAUCGUGAUGAUUCCACACUGAGAGACUCCAACCAACCUGAGGUCCAUGUGGCUGAUGUCUCAACCAAGAGAAGUAGACUAGUCAUCACUAUUUCUAUGUUUUCAACCGAGAGUUGCAAUGCUUCGGUCCAUGAAGUUGAUGCUAUUGCUACCAGCCUGGAGCACUCUGCUGAGAAAAUGUCUACCUCUACCGCUGAUGGCCACAUUGUUUCAUCCACUGCUGUUGCCAAUCAGAAGAAAACAAGGGGUGGAUUCGUCUCAGCUCUUCGGAGAUUGUUUACGAGAAAGAACAGGAAGCCUGCUAAAGUGGCUUCCAAGAAGGAGCACAUUCACUUGGUUGACCGCCUCAAUGCUGAAGUCACCCACUGAGGACACUCACUCAUUGCUGAAAGCAUCCAGAAUGAUGCUUCUGUUUCUCCUCAGCGCCACCUACACCCCUGCCCCUCUCCCCCACACCAAACCCUACCAGGGUUGGGGUGAAAUCCAGAUCAAUUCAGUCAAUUCAGGAAGUAAACUGAAAUUCCAAUUCCAAUUGUUUCUCAUAGGAGGCAAUGAGGUAAAUUUGAAUUGCUAUUGGAAUUUCAGUUUAUUUACUGAAUUGACUGAAUUGAAAAUGAAUUGACCCCAACCCUGAUCCCUAAGCCCCCACCCCAUCCAUUUCUAUCUUCAGUAAAUUUUGUAGAAUUUUAUUUGAAUGUGUUUUGUAUCUUCAUUAAAACCACAAUACAUCUCUAAUGAGGGUCACUCAUGUUACACAUCUAGAUUUAUCCUCAAAUAUCGUAGAAUUCAACAAAUGCAGUGGUUUAGCAGUUCAACUUCAGUACUUGUCAAUGAGUCAUUGCACUGUGACCUUCAGAAACAUGUAACAUUGUGGAACAAUUGAAAACUUUUGCUGACAUUCUGUUACAAUGUAACUACACUGAACGAAAAUAUUAACGCAACAUGUAAAGUGUUGGUCCCAUGUUUCAUGAGCUGAAAUAAAAUCCCAGAAGUGUUC